AUGAACAAAUUAUUUGAAAAUCUUGAAGUUACUCAUCUUUAUUCUACAGUAUAUCAUCCACAGACUAAUGGGCAAAUUGAACGAUUUAAUGCUACGAUGGAUGGAAAAAUUGCCGCUUUAUGUAAUGAACGACGUACAGACAGGGAUGAAGUAUUACAAAUUGUUACAUUUUAUUUUUAUAUAUGGAUAAAUGCAACUACAAAACAAACAUCAUUUGAAAUGAUGCAUGGACAGCAAGCUACUCUUCCAUUCGAUCAACAAAAUAAUAUUAUUUUGCUCAUACAAGACCCAAAGCAGAGUCAAAAAAUUAGAAUAUAUCUUGAAAAAUUAGUACGUGAAGCUUGGAACAAUAUCAUUAAAAAUCAACAACAAUAUAAAGCUCGAUAUGAUUCACAUAGACAAGAUUUAUUAUUAAAAAUCAAUGAUUUAGUUUUAGUAAAAACAAGAAAUGUUAGAAAUAAAUUUGAUAUACGAUAUGAAGGU
This is a messenger RNA of Rotaria sp. Silwood1, 483 nucleotides long. The record is from the annotation of a GenBank genome assembly. Lineage: Eukaryota; Metazoa; Rotifera; Eurotatoria; Philodinida; Philodinidae.